Molecule: messenger RNA, 2653 nt
Organism: Benincasa hispida (wax gourd)
Lineage: Eukaryota; Viridiplantae; Streptophyta; Magnoliopsida; Cucurbitales; Cucurbitaceae
Source: RefSeq, a predicted model, not a curated record
UUAGAGAAUAAUAGAACGGACAUGUCUUACAGUUUGCUAACGAUACUGAUUUGAAAAACUCCCAUUUCUUUGUUUCUUUCUUCAAUUUUAGGUAAUCCAAUCUUCCCCUUUUCGCCACAGAUUCUCGAUUCUCCAUUUCUCUUCUUCAUCUGAUCACUCUUUAUUAUUCUGUAAUUUCUUUUACUUCUUCCAUUCUCUCCGUUACUUCAGCAAUACGCGUUUCUUCUUUCAUUUCCUGCUUGGUUUCCGAUUUGAUUGUUUGUGCUUGAAUCCAUUCUCACUGAUUUCACGGGAUUAUACAUUGGACGCUCGCAUUUGCGUUGAUUCUUACUUCUUAAUGAGUACGGCAAAUGGAUCUUGGAUUUGGAUUUGAAUUGCAAUUAUUAUUGCGUUGCAUGUGGUAUUAGGAUAUAAUGGAACUGUAACCGCUAUUGGUCCUUGAUGAACAAAGAUGGUGUUCAGAUCAAAGAUCAAAUGGAUUGCUCUUUUCGUUCUUGUCUUGUCUUUGGCAUCUCUGCUGCUUCAUCUCUCUAUCGCUAAAUCGUCGAGCGUAAGUUUGGUAUAUUACACGCAGAUGGCUAGUAUGCUGAAUACUUCAAUUAUUGGUGGGCAGGGUUAUAGGAGCAAGAAGUUGUGGGGAGCUGUAAGACCAUUAGCUUCGUUGCAACCCUAUACCAACUCCAGAAGUAGCUAUCAUGCCCCAAGUGAACAGAGUAAUGGUUUCAUUUAUGCAAAAAUAUUUGGUGGUUUCGCAAAUAUAAGAUCUUCGAUCUGUGAUCUGGUCGCUAUAUCCAGGCUACUGAAUGCAACUCUUGUCCUCCCUGAGAUUCAAGAAAGUACUCGCGCAAAAGGCAUCAGCGACAGAUUCAAGAGCUUUUCUUAUCUUUACAACGAAGAACAGUUCAUAUCUUAUCUCAAAAAUGAUGUACUUGUCGUGAGAAGUUUGCCCGAUAAUUUGAAGGCUUCAAGGAAAAGAAAUGAGUUACCUACAUUUAAACCCAAAAGUUCAGCAUCUCCUAGCUAUUAUCUUCAAAAAGUUCUUCCAAGCUUGAAGAAUGCCAAGGUCAUUGGCUUGGUUCUGAAUGAUGGCGGAUGUCUGCAGUCGGUCCUUCCUUCUGGCAUGUCCGAACUACAAAGACUCAGAUGCAGGGUCGCCUUCCAUGCACUCAAUUUCCGGCCAGAAGUUCAGAUGCUUGGAAAGAAAAUAGUGCAGAGGUUACGAGCUUGGGGCCAACCUUUCCUUGCUUUUCAUCCUGGAUUAGUCAGAGAAAUUCUAGCAUACCAUGGGUGUGCUGAACUCUUUCAGGAUGUGCACACUGAACUCAUACAGUAUCGAAGGGAGCAGAUGAUAAAAAAAGGGAUUAUCAGGGAAGAACUUAGUGUAGAUUCCCGCAAACGGAGAGAUAACGGUGCCUGCCCUCUAAUGCCUGAAGAGGUUGGGGUUCUCCUUCAGGCAACGGGAUAUCCUCCUAAAACAAUUGUUUAUGUAGCAGGGUCUGAAAAUUUUGGUGGCCAGCGCAUGCUGAUCCCUCUGCGUGCAAUAUUUAACAAUUUGGUUGAUCGCACUUCUUUUUGCAGCAAGGAGGAGUUAGAUUCCUUAUUUGGACCCGAAUCCGCUCUUCCUCUUGAUCUUUACCAACCGCCUCCUUCUAGAAGUGAGCAACAACUGAAAGAUGAGUGGAACAAGGCUGGUCCUCGGCCAAGACCUCUUCCUCCACCUCCAGAUAGACCUAUCUAUCGUCAUGAGAAAGAAGGUUGGUAUGGUUGGAUUACAGAAACAGAUAAAGAACCUGACCCUUCACCAAUGGAUAUGAGGUUACAAGCCCAUCGGUUACUUUUGGAUGCUCUUGAUUACAUGGUUUGUCUUGAAGCUGAUGCAUUCUUUCCGGGUUUUAACAAUGAUGGUAGCAGUUGGCCAGAUUUUUCAAGCUUGGUCAUGGGACAACGACUAUAUGAGAGUUCUUCAUCUAGGACAUAUCGGCCUGACAGGAAGUUCCUGGCAAAUCUUUUGAAUAUUACCCGUGAAAAUUUGUAUCAUCCAAUGCACAACUGGACACUUAAAGUGCAGGAGCAUCUCAACAAGAGCUUGGGUGAGGAAGGCCUGAUAAAACAGGCCAUCUUCUCGAAGCCUACGUCGUUUCUGUCGCAUCCACUUCCUGAAUGCUUCUGUAGAAUAUCUUCUGGUGAAGCACCUGUUCAUCUUGUGAAGGAGAAUGGCAAAACUGUUUAUGGAGACGAAGAGAAAUGCCCUGACUGGAUGUCAAAUGGUCAACAAAUCGAAUCGUUGGACUCGGCCGAGGAAGGGGAUAGUAAAUGGGAUGAAGAUAUUGAAUCAUCAGAACAAGCAGAGUCUAAUUACAACAGUGGGAAAAGCUAUUUGGAUAAUCUCAUUGAUCAGGAUGAGGAAAUGGAUCCCAACGACUAAAAUUGGGUAAGUAGACAUGAUAUUGGCUUCGGAAUGAAGAUUUUUUUUCUCUUUUGUGUAGAGGAUAGCUUUAUAGGAAAUAUAGUGCAUGCGAUUCAUAAACAUUUUUCUCAAACAUUGAAAUCAAGAAAAGUAUAGUUGUAUCAUUUUUUCCUCAGAAGAAAUUUAAAAGUGAGUUGUAGUAUGUUAUAAAAAACAUCAUAUACAGAUAGUAUAUAAUUCUUUAAA